AUGUUGCAGCAGUCAAGGCCUUCACCAAGUGGGGAGGAUGUGCUGUCUGCUCUGCUACGCGUGCUCUCCGCUGUGCAGCUCGUCUCCCCCGCCUCCAAUGACUCAGCAGCAGCAGCAGGAGCAGCGACUGCAACGGCUGCUGCAGCAGCAGCAGCAGCAGCAACUUCUACUGCAGCAGCAACGGUGGACGCCAAUGGCACCUCUCACCCACACAAAGGCUCACAGCAUGUACUACAUGAGGCGCAGCCAGCUGCCCUUCUACUGAAGCAGCACCAGCCUUUAGAAAUGCAGCGGGUGCUGCUCAGCGACUCCAGCAUCCCCCAGCUGCUGCUGCGGGCAGUGCACUUGGCUAUGAACAGCGGUUUGCUGCUGCUGCGGCAACCGCAGCAGCAGCAAGAAAAGCAACAGCUGCAACACCGGAAGCAGCAGCAGCAGCAGCAGCAGCAGCAGCUUGAUCAGUUUGCCGCGGAUUUGUUGAGGGCUCGGAUUGCUCCUUUUCUUUUGCUUCCUUCUCCGUUCCCAUUUUGUCGCUAUAAGCAGGCAUUGUCUGUGGCUCCCCACUUCAACAGGCUCAUAGACAACAUCACAACAGACCCCCAGUGGCUGCUGCAGCAGCUGCAGCUUGCUGCAGCACACGAUUCCUUCCUCGCCCGCCUGCUGCGGAUUAUGCAGAGGGUGUACAUCAGCAGCAGCAGCAGCAGCAAAGGUGCGCCGCGCUCGAUUCAGAAGGACAUCCGGCUUCAUUUGCUGCGCACAGACUUCAUGCUGGACACCUCUAUCGAGCAGCAGCAGCAGCAGCAGCACCCAGCAGCAGCAGCAGCAACAGAAUCAGCAGCAGCAGCAGCAGAAGAGGCAAGAGCCUGGCCGCUGCGGCUGGUGGAGGUGAACACAAUUGCUGUUUCUUUUGCGGGCCUCAGCCAGCGCGUGUCGGAGCUGCACAGACACCUGCCUGUCCACAUAAUGCGCCUGUGGAGGAAAUGGCUGCUGCUGUUGCUGCUGCCCACCGCGCCUACGUAG
Molecule: messenger RNA, 1017 nt
Organism: Eimeria tenella
Lineage: Eukaryota; Apicomplexa; Conoidasida; Eucoccidiorida; Eimeriidae
Product: glutathione synthetase, putative
Exons: 3
Coding region: 1-1017 (338 amino acids)
Biological process (GO): glutathione biosynthetic process
Cellular component (GO): cytosol
Molecular function (GO): glutathione binding; ATP binding; glutathione synthase activity
Source: RefSeq, a predicted model, not a curated record